GCAAAAUAUAUCAAAGUAAUCACACGAUAUUACUUAUUUACUUUUUGUUUUGUAAUAUCUUACCACGUAUUCAAAGUGUUAUCACGCGUCAACUUUUUAUACUGUAUAUUAUAUGGUAUAAAGAGAUAGAGAUAGAAGAAGAAGAAGAAAAAGAAGAAGAAGAGAGAAAGUGUUAAUUGGAAAAAAAGGAGUGUUGAGAUAAUCUCAAAUCAUGGCACCACAUACGAGUUAUGCACCUAUCACCAGUAUGGAAUACGAAGAACCGGUAUCGAGGACCUAUCAAUACCGAAAAAUUACAAAACCAUUGCUGGAGAGGAAAAGAAGAGCUCGUAUCAAUCGUUGCUUAGACGAAUUGAAAGAUCUCAUGGUUGCUGUACAUCAAUCUGAAGGAGAAAACGUGGCUAAAUUUGAAAAAGCUGAUAUUCUCGAAAUGACAGUUCAUCAUUUGCAAACGUUAAGGGCUGCACAUAGGCUAACGUUAACACCAGAAAACAGUUAUGCCGACAGAUUCCGAGAUGGUUUCACACAGUGCGCGCAAGAAGUUUCGAAAUUCUUGUCAAGUCCGGUUGCAGCUACUGUUCAUCCAAACGUAGGUGCACAACUGAUGAGGCACCUAGGUGGUUGUCUUAGAAGAUUGGAAGGUUGUUCUCCUACAACGACGAAUUCUAAUUCAAUUUCGUCUAAUAAUUCUUCUACCUCACCAAUACCAAGUACCAGCAAGGGUUACAACGAACCUAUGUCAUCCCCUACUACUACUACUAAUACCAGUACUAGUACUGCGACAACACCGUCAACUAUGAUGACUGUUUGUAUACCACAAAAUAUUUAUACACCACCUCACAGUCCAAUAAGCGUUGUCAGUUCUUCUGGGGAAUCCAUUGACUCGACUGGUGCUAUCUGGAGACCUUGGUAAAACAUCUAUCGUUGGGGGAUCAUCGAUCAUCGGAUCAUCGAUCUUCAUUGGUCCCUGAUUUUAAUACGAGACUAUGCAUUCUAGUGGAUUCUUCGUGUGUUAUUCGAAACGAGUAUUCGUUUUUGAAUUACAACAGCAAUAAAUCAACUUUCCUCCUUUAUCGAUGAACUAAAAAUUAUUGUUUAAACGAAAAAUGGGAGGAUAACGACGAAUCAUCGUCUUCCAAAUAUUAUUAUUAUUAUUAUUAUUAUUAUUGUAAUUAUUAUAACAAACGUAUCACAUUGUAAAUACUCUUGGACACAUCGUUACUGUCCAAUUUAUUUCUGUUUUCUUUUAUUUUUUUAUUUUUUUUUUUUUUUAUAAAUUUCUUUAUAUCACGAUGUAACAGUUGCUUUAUCUUUUACUUAGUUAAUAGGUGAUAAAAGCUUUAAAAAGAUGUCUGUGAUAGGGAUCCAUUUUGUACCUGAAAUAUGAUAACUAUUUUUUGUGCUCGCAAAGUAUAUCGAUUAUUAUAUAAUUAUGUUAAUUUGUUAUG
Polistes dominula (European paper wasp) is the source of this 1448-nucleotide messenger RNA. RefSeq names its product enhancer of split mbeta protein. Gene Ontology annotation, molecular function: DNA binding; protein dimerization activity. NCBI's taxonomy places the organism in Eukaryota, Metazoa, Arthropoda, Insecta, Hymenoptera, Vespidae. Gene Ontology annotation, biological process: regulation of DNA-templated transcription. The record is from RefSeq and is a predicted model, not a curated record.